UCACGUUUUUCCUUUCUGGAGUAGUAGACUCCAGUUGCGCAUGAAUUUUCCCAGUGCUCCUUGUCUCAUUCACAGUUCCAUACACACGAAUCUCACAUUAUAGUAAAGCAAUGCAGAAAUUGCAUAACCAACAAUCUACAAUGAACCACCUGUCCCUUCAUUUCUCUCGAAUCUUCCAAGAACCUUCUUUAUUUUUAUUCCUUCUUUCUUCUCCUGAAAUAUCCCACCUCUUUGAUCAUCAUUCUCCUGAAAUAGCAGAGAACCAAAACUUCCGGCAACAAUUUAAGGAGAGAGAAUGGAAACUAUGGCGGACCGUUUCUUUCCUAAUGACAUGCUUAACUAUAUUCCAGAAGCUACGGUUAUCGCUUCUUCAUUACCCGAAUCAGGGGAUUCUCUCACUAGGCUUCUUCAUCUUCCCUAUAAAUCAGUCUGCGAAAUUUUGAAGAAAACCGCGUUGGUUAUUAAAGACGCUGUGGUGAGAGAAACGUGGACGAAGAGUGGUAAAAGGGUGCAAGAUUAUUCGCUUUACACUGGUGCUUUAGGGACUGCUUUGUUGCUGUUUAAAGCUUAUCAAGUGACAAAUAACAAGGGUGAUCUUGCUCUGUCAUCUGAGAUUAUUAAGGCUUGCGAUUCUGCUUCUCGUGGUUCCAAAAAUGUAACUUUCAUAUGUGGGCGGUCUGGCGUUUGUGCUCUUGGUGCUGUUGUUGCAAAACAAGCUGGUGAUGAACAGUUACUGGAUUACUACCUGACGGAGUUCAAACAGAUAAGGCUUCCUACUGACCUUCCAUAUGAGUUGCUUUAUGGAAGAGCCGGUUUCUUGUGGUCAUGCUCCUUCGUAAACAAGUAUGUUGGAGAAGGCACCGUAUCUAGUGCCACCAUGAGGGAAGUCAUCACAGACAUCAUGAAAGCGGGAAGAAAAUUAGGAAAGGGAAGAUGUCCAUUAAUGUAUGAGUGGCAUGGGAAAAAGUAUUGGGGUGCUGCACAUGGUUUGGCUGGAAUUGUGCAUGUAUUGAUGGAUAUGGAACUGACACCGGAGGAGCAAGAAGAUGUAAAAUCUGUGCUACGGUAUAUGAUAAGGGGUCGUUUCCCAAGUGGGAACUAUCCUUCUAGUGAAGGAAGUGACUCAGACCGUCUUGUCCAUUGGUGUCACGGUGCCCCUGGGUUAGCACUUACCCUAGCAAAAGCAUCUCAGGUUUUUGGAGAUAAGGAUCUGCGGCAAGCUGCUGUAGAUGCUGCAGAGGUAGUGUGGAAUCGAGGUCUACUUAAAAGAGUUGGGAUCUGCCACGGCAUAAGUGGAAACACCUAUGUAUUCCUUGCACUCUACCGUCUAACUGGAAAUGCUGAGUUUUUGUAUAAAGCUAAAGCAUUUGCAUGUUUUCUGCAAGAUAGAGCUAAAAGGCUCAUUGCUGAGGGGUUUAUGCAUGGAGGUGACCGCCCUUACUCGUUGUUUGAAGGAAUUGGGGGGAUGGCUUACCUCUUCCUGGAUAUGAUUGAACCUGCUCAAGCAGGGUUCCCUGCUUAUGACCUGUAGCUACAUAUCCGUCAUAAGGGCAUGUACAUGUGCUGUACUUUUGUAGAAAAAUACUCGACCACAGGACAAAAGUUUGUAAUUGACCACAGCUUAUAGGCAUACAUAUAGUCUAUAGAGAGUUCAGUAUCUUGUAUUCUGGCUUCUGUUUUUCUGUUGUUUAUCGAAUAAUGUUGAUUGUAAAUUUGGUCCUA
Messenger RNA from Spinacia oleracea (spinach), 1722 nucleotides. Its product is annotated as lanC-like protein GCR2. Gene Ontology annotation, cellular component: plasma membrane. NCBI's taxonomy places the organism in Eukaryota, Viridiplantae, Streptophyta, Magnoliopsida, Caryophyllales, Amaranthaceae. The transcript is spliced from 6 exons. Gene Ontology annotation, biological process: peptide modification; carbohydrate metabolic process. The record is from RefSeq and is a predicted model, not a curated record. The coding region runs from base 296 to 1531 and encodes 411 amino acids.